Molecule: messenger RNA, 1899 nt
Organism: Rotaria socialis
Lineage: Eukaryota; Metazoa; Rotifera; Eurotatoria; Philodinida; Philodinidae
Source: the annotation of a GenBank genome assembly
AUGUAUGGAACAUUAGUUAAUAUUCAAAACAAAGUUAGCAAAGACAAACUUGUUGCGCUUAAUUACGAUUGCAUUCUUGUGAUUGAUACUGAAGGUUUGCUGUCUGUCCAGAAGACUGAUGAACCAUAUGAUAAAAAAUUGAUUCUUUUCUGUUUGGCUGUAUCCCAUUUGGUGAUUGUGAAUGUUGACGGAGAAAUUAUUGAGCCAGUAAAAAAAUGUGUUGUUCUUUGUACACAAGCCCUCCAGUAUCUCGGCGAGACGCGUGUUAGACGACCAACGGUACAUUUUGUUCUAAACAAAAGAUUUCAUUUAAAUGAAGAAUAUUGCAAGUCACUUGUUGAGUGCGUUCAAAAAACCUUGACGGAGAAUAACUUGAACAACGAAAUAAAUCUUAAAACGGAGAAUUUUCACGUUUUAUCACAAGCAUUCAACUAUAAACCAUUCAUAAAUUUGAAUGGCGAAUGUAAAGUAUCGUCAACCGUUGAAGCCUUUGUUACGAAUGUUCAAAAGCUCUGUCAGCAUUUUAUCGAUAUUUCAUCAGAUGUUAUUCGUGAAACGGGUGACAUUUUUUGUGUACCAAACAAUUGGAUCGUUUUUGCUAAUCGGGUGCUUCAAACAAUUAAAAAACAUCCAGAUUUAACCUAUUUUCAGGAAUUUUUUGAGCGAAAUCAAUACAAUAAAAUCCGAGAGGAUAUUCGAAACGAUUUUGAUCAAUAUUUGUCUCCAGCAGUAGCACGUUUUCUGUUGGAAAAAGAGAAACAAAACGACAGUGAUCACAUCAAACAAUCAUUCAAAAUCGAAUAUAAUCGUAUGUUACGAUUGCUCGAAGAUAAGCUCAAAGAGCACUGCGACAAUCAUGAAGCCACCGAUAAUAUUCGUACACGAUCAUUGAAAUUUAUGGAAGUACAAAUGAUUAGUAUCUUUCGUUCGUGGGAAGUUUCGGCUGUGAUGAAUUCUGAGCGAUGCAAAAGAGAUGAAAUAGUCACUGAAAUCGACAGCAAACUUCGACCAGCAAACAGUAUCACUCACAAAAAUUGCCUAUUGGAUAGACAAGCGGCAAGUGAAAUGUUUGAACUAGAAUUUGACAAUUUAGUGGCUCAAAUAAAAGAUAGGUUCAAAUCGGAAAUCGUAUGGACAACAUCAAUUGAAAUGGUCUCUCAUUUAUGUGAUGUACUCAAUACAGAUGCUUUACCAUCAGGGGACAAUUUUCUUGCCUACGUACCUUUUCUUAAGACUCUAGAUCCUGUACCAGAUCAUCCAAUCUUCAUAAAUGAUUGUUUAUCAAAAAUUUGCGCUGAAUGUGUAACUCGAGCUUCGAAGUUAGUACCACUAGUUCCACAUUCACUCGAUAUAGCUAGAACUAUUUCUGCCAAAGAAAUAGAACAGCGGUACACAUAUCUUGACAAUGAUCAAUUAUCAACGAUAUUUGUUGAAUUCAAUGCAAACACCAAUCAGAAAAGACAAUUUUUUAGGAAAGAUGCGCGUCAGCGAUAUUCAGAGCUCUUCCAAAAACAUUGGACAACAAUUGUUAAAUUAUCGACUUGUUUCGAAAUGUUAACCACCAGUAUCGAAAAAUGUUUAAGAUCAAAGAAUAGUGAUGAACCUUUCACUGAGAUUACGUUUAUCCAAGAGAUUAUAGGAGAAGUUAACAAAAUCAUCCAAGAAUUUAAUAAUGAAUUAAACGUGUUCAAUUUCUGUCUAUCGAAGCAAUUUCGUAGCUCUUUAUACAUCUGUACUGUCAUAUCGGCAGCUUUAUAUUACUACAAUCGACAAAAGACUCAUUUUCUAGACGUUAUCAAAGGAGUCCAUGAAAAUAAGGACAAAUCAAUAGAAAAAUUUAUUCCUUGGGUGAUUCUUGUAGAGAACGAUGAUGAACGUGUGUUGCCAUUAACAUCAUAA